This is a messenger RNA of Prorocentrum cordatum, 1005 nucleotides long. The record is from the annotation of a GenBank genome assembly. Lineage: Eukaryota; Dinophyceae; Prorocentrales; Prorocentraceae.
AUGGCUUUGCCCACGCUGCGGGGCGCGCUGCGCUGUCGACGCGAUCGCGCCACAGGGCGGCCAACAGAUGUGCGCGAGGCACGCACCAACUCGGCAGUGUACGUGCCCCUGCUGCUAGCGGCCGCCGGGCUUUUAGACCCAAGCGAAGGGGCGCAGUGGAGUGAGCACCGCCUCACGCAGGCCUGGUGGCAGCCGACGGUAGAGACGUUGCGGCUUGCAGGACCUGUGCUAACAGGGCCCUUUGUCCAAAUGCUGGCGUACACCGACGCUCGGCCCGGGGAAGUACCAGCGGUGCUUGCUGCAGACGGAGGAGAGCGCCCAGGGCACGUAUCCUUUGCGCCGGUCGCCCAGGCCGUGGCGCACAGCAGCACCGGCUACAUGCGCCCGCUGGUGCAAGACCUCCUCCUCGAAGCCUUCGGCGGCGGCGUGCUUGCACGAGGAGUUGACGCACGCACAAACGAGCUGCGCAACCCAGGCUUCUGGGCAGACGCGGCUCCUCCGCCGCCGCUCCCACCGCCAGAGGUGCCCCAGGAGCCGGAGCUGCCUGGAGACCAGCACGCGAACGGCCCUGCCGCCGCCGAACCAGCGCAGGCCCCAGCCCCGAGCAACGGACCCACCGAAGAGUCCUGGGCAGCUCUCGGGAGCAUCGACCUCCAACAAGAGCUACGGAGAUUCGUCCCGACACUACAGAACGUGCCACGUUUCCUGCGCGCGGAGACCCGGAUGGCGUUCACCACGGCCCUGAAGAGGAUCAAGCGAGGACACGACCAGGGCAACCAAGCAACAACCCACCAAGGAUGGACACUGUUCCUCCUCGCCUCGAGGCUCCUGCUAAGCAAGCCCAAGGGUACCGACGCCGAGGGCCGACAAGAGCUCUUGGAACGCGCCCAACGGUUCCGCCAGGGCGACUGGCUGGCCCUGCUACACGAGGCCAACACCACGGCCGGCGCGCGCGCAGCGCCGAGGCCAGCCACAGAGGAGCAACACCAGGAGAGACGCAGAUAA